Wickerhamiella sorbophila is the source of this 1572-nucleotide messenger RNA. RefSeq names its product ATP-dependent RNA helicase DBP6. Gene Ontology annotation, molecular function: ATP binding; nucleic acid binding. Bases 1 to 1572 code for a protein of 523 amino acids. NCBI's taxonomy places the organism in Eukaryota, Fungi, Ascomycota, Dipodascomycetes, Dipodascales, Trichomonascaceae. Gene Ontology annotation, cellular component: nucleus. The transcript has a single exon. The record is from RefSeq and is a predicted model, not a curated record.
AUGGAUCUAGAUGACCCUGCGCAUUCGGGUAUUCUUAAACGGUUCAAUCAAACGAGACAUCGCUUAGAAAAGUCUAAUAAAAGAGCACGCACGCAUGAAAAUGAAGACAGUCAGCUACCAGAUGUGAAUUCUGAGCGUGAGUCUGCCUCUGUAGUUCGGGCAGAAGGUAUCCAGCCGUUGCCACAGCCUGAACAGACGCGUGAUAAAAAGCAUAGAUCUCGCCUACAGUGGAUUGUUGAACCGGAAAUGGUCAGUCCUUCUCAAACAGCGCCUUUUGAGUCCCUCGGCCUUUCAGAUCACAUGGUGACAAAACUACAUGAUCUCGGUUAUGAAAAUGCAUUUGCGGUACAAACCGCAGUAAUUCCAGCAGUUUUGAAGGCUCAGAGUUGUCUUGGUCCCGACCCUUUGGCUAAUGUGCUUGUUAAUUCAUAUACGGGGAGUGGUAAGACUCUGGCCUACACCGUUCCAAUCGUCGACUGUUUGCUGAAUCGUCGAAAACCGGCCCCCAGAGCAGUUGUUUUAGUACCUACUAGGCCGUUACUUGUUCAGGUUAUGCAAGUAUUCGAGAGUCUGGUUAAAGGAACCAAUCUUCACCCUAUGGCGCUACGAUCUGAGCGGCCACUGCAAAAAGAGCGGGAGCAGCUGCUCAAAAAUACUCCUGACAUUCUAGUUGCUACACCUGGGCGGCUUGUUGACCAUCUUACUGAGUCCCCAGAUCUCUUGAAACAACUCCGGUUUUUAGUUGUCGAUGAAGCAGACCGAUUACUCGGCCAAAGCUUUCAGGAAUGGGCUAGUGUUCUUGCAAAAGCUUGUCCAGUACAAAUACGACCUGUCGCGAUCAACGAGCCGUGGGCUCGGCCUCCGCAGCGCCUUGUGUUUAGUGCCACACUUACCCGUGAUCCCGGGAAACUUGAAGCUCUCCAAAUUCGGACGGUACCCACAGCACCUCAUCUUUUUAUUGUUAACGAUGAUAUUGGUGAUGCCGAGUUUGUUAUGCCAGCGAAAUUGACUGAAAACUUGGUCCGCGUAAAGACUUUGAUUGCCAAGCCUUUAGCACUGGUUACAUUGUUAAUUGAAAACUCCCUCAGCGACCACGCUAUUGUCUUUGUGCGCAGUAACGAAGCUGCAGCCCGUCUUGCUCGUCUAAUUACACUAAUCUCACAAAAUCUGUUUCACAAGGACCUCGUGGUCGGACCAGUCUCCGGUGAAAUGCCAGUGGCUGAACGAAAGCGAGUGCUUCGCCAGUUCGCAAGUGGUGAAGUGAAUGUCAUUGUAUGCACGGACCUCAUUGCUCGUGGUAUUGAUGUUCCUGGUGUUACCGCUGUCAUUAAUUACGACUUGCCGGUUGGCACGCGUGAAUAUGUGCACCGGGUGGGUCGCACAGCCCGAGCUGGUACAUCGGGCUCAGCUUGGACAUUUGCAAUUUCUAGUGCAGAGCGUCAGCAUUACUGGGUUAUGCAAAAUGGUAUCACCAGAACUAACAAAAUCGAAGUUAGUCACUUCGAUGUUGAUACUGAGUCGCAGACUUAUAAGGAUGUUCUGGAGCAACUAGGAAAGGAAGUUCUGUCAUAA